AUGUUGCAUUGGCAGGGCACGCUGGAGCUGGCAGACUUGCCCCUGCAGAAAGGCUCCGUGGAGCUCCUCAAGCAGAGAUGGGAGUCUGCCAAUGCUACAAGACCACACCUGAUGUUCCAGCACUUGCCACUCCCACCAUCCCUGGUGCCAGAUAGGAUUUCCCUGGAGAAGAUGCCAUCAGACAGCAGGAGGGCAGAUGCAUUCAAGGAGGAGACCCUCAGUGGAUCUCAGCUGAUGGAGCACGUCCCUGUCACUGUGGAGGAGCUGCGGAGCCACUUUGAGGCUCUGGGUGGUAGGAAGGAAACAGAAAGUGAGAGGAAUUCACUUUCAUCACCACUGAAGAGUCAGCCUGGGAACCAGUCUGCCAUCUCUCAGGAGGAGUCUAGCGUGAAAAGAGGGAGAGCAAUCUUUGAAAAGAUGUCAUCAGAAAAUGGCCAUAGCAACAGCUCUGAAGUGGAGUCUCGCAAACUUGUAAGAGGACUAUCUAAAGAGAGCACUCCCAGGGCUGAUAACACACUGCUGGAUUUCCAGGAGACUGUCUCCUUUAAAGAAAGAAUGGCUAUGUACAAGGCUGCUGUGUCCUUUGCCCAUAGUUCACAGAAGAGCAAGUUCUGUACCGUGCCUGGUGGCCUGGCAGCAGUGAGGAAACAAUUCGAGAAAGUGCAAAGGAUGUCUCCAAAAAAGACUUUUGUUCAGUACCAGCACCAGCAUAGAUCUCUACAGGUAACAACAGAAACAUCAAGUAUCAGGCACCACACAGUAUCAAGUAGCACCAGGGAAGCUGAAUGCAAUGAAAUGACCUCUAAAGAAAGCCAAACACAAGCCUCUCAAACAAAAGAGGUUUCUCCUCAUGAGCAAGUUACCCAUGAAAAGAAAAUGGCAUCUACAUUCACUCAGCAUGACACAGUAAUCAAUUCAGCUCAGAAUGUAGAGCUCCCAAAGACUGUAACACAGAUUUUAAAAGAACAGAUUGAGAAGGCAGCUCAGGAAAAGGCUGCUCACUCUGACAGAGAGAUCACAACAUCUGCUAAAGAAGUAAAGAAACUGCAGAUUCAGGAAAAUGAAACAUGCAAACUCUGUCAACAGAGAGUUUACCCCAUGGAAUGCCUAGUUGCUGAUAAGCAAAAUUUUCAUAAAUCGUGUUUCCGAUGUCACCACUGCAGCAGUCAAUUAAGCUUGGGAAAUUACGCAUCUCUCCAUGGAAAAAUAUAUUGUAAACCCCAUUUUAAGCAACUUUUCAAAUCAAAAGGAAAUUAUGAUGAAGGUUUUGGACACAAGCAGCAUAAGGAAUUAUGGAAUUCUAAAGAUCAACUUAGUUCAAUUAAAAAUAAUCAGGCUGAAGAAACAAAUCCCAUUAAUAGUGCACCUGUUGAUCCUAAACCAAUUACAGAAGUAGAUAAAGACUUGUACUCAGGUACUGAAGGUGCACGUCCUGAUAUUUUGGAUAAUAAUUUGAAAAAAUCCACAGAAAGAGGUAAAUUAAAAAUGAUAUGGCCCCCUUCAACAGAUGAUGCAACACCUAAGAAAACAUUUUCUAUUGAAGAAUCAGCUAAAGUAAAUAAGUCAAAGUGGCCCCCAGAAGAUUUUCCUCAAGAAGAUUCUAGUUUACAUAGAAAUAAAUCUCUGGGCAACAAAAAGGAAUCUCAGAAAAAUCCCACUGUGAUGGAGCAAAAUAAAAACAACACCACAAAUUCACAACAAAAUCAACACUCAUCCUUUUGCUCUCUGUCUGAGAAAGAAGGUAAAAAUACCUGUAAAGCAAAGAAAAAUGAAGCAGGCAAUAAGGGGAAGGAUGGGGAAGCAGGGAAUGUGCAAGAUAAGGUGAAUAAACUAGAAGCAUUAGAGAGUAGGGAGCAAAGUGGAAAGGAUAUUAAUGAGGGUGAUAAUGUAAUUGUGGAUAGUCCUGGGAAGAAGCAAGAAAAACAAAUAAAUGAAACUGAUAAUUCAGAAGUUGUACAAGUCACUAACAUUGAUGAUGUAACAGUACAAAAGAAUUACAAAGAAUGCAGCUUGAAUAGCAAUAACAAUAAUAAUUAUGCCACUUUUUCCACAUCAAAAUAUUUCUACACAAAAAACAACUCUCUCAGCUAUGUCUACCCCAAAGCCAGCAUUAAGCCAUGCUAUUUGCACUGAAUCACAGCAUGCCUUUGCAAAACUGGACAGUCAGUCUGGAAAUGAAGAAAUAUACGUGAUAUAUGAACCUCAGGAGAGCUGUUCUAGUAAUACUGUACUUGCACAGGAUGAACCGAACUCAAAAGAUGAAGAUGCUGUUACUUCUAAGAGUCUUGCUCAAUUUAAUAAUGAUGCCACUUGUAAGAAGUCUCAUACUAGCAGCAUGUUAGUUUUGAAGAAGGCAACUAACACAUUCUCUGUUGAUACUGAGUUGUUAUGCAUUGGAGAAGAAUCAGAAUAUUACAAAAAUGACAAAAAGCUAAAUAGUAUUUUAUCUGACAUUCUGAAGAAAUAUUUUCUUAAAAAAGACAACCUGGUUUUAAACUGUAAACUAAUAGACUCUAUAGAUGUAAGUAAAAAAUCCUGCAGUCCAUAUCUGAAAGAACAUGGAAAUUAUGGUAGAGAACUGAAUUAUAUUAACGCUUGUCAAGAAAGUGAAAUAAUCCAAUUGGCAAAGACUGACAUAAGUACAAGCUUAGAUUUACUGAGCUCAAGACAUACUGCUGUUUCAUCAUUCCAAGGCAAGAAAGUCACGUUCAAAUGGCUCACUGCAGAUGAACAAAUUAAAAAAAGUAGAUUUUAUGAUGAAAAUUAAUAAAACAUCCAAGU
Molecule: messenger RNA, 2781 nt
Organism: Cyanistes caeruleus (blue tit)
Lineage: Eukaryota; Metazoa; Chordata; Aves; Passeriformes; Paridae
Source: RefSeq, a predicted model, not a curated record